CUCCACAAUCGAAAACUUACUGCCGCAUUUAAUCAAAGCAAAAUAGUUUAAAUUUAAAUAAAAUGCUGCGAAAUGCAAUGCAUUUAGCCACCCUUGGGGUGCGCCAAGCCCGGUCAACAAACUUAUCGCCAAUAUUACUUCAAAUUCUGCCAAAUAAUUCACACAACGCGGAAAAUCUGCAAGUAGCGCGCGAUUAUGCAAAGGGCAAGGACAAAAAGAAGGAAAAAGGCGGCAAGGGAAAACCCGCCAAGGUGGAAAUCAAUGAACAGCAGUUGCGCGAAAUCCUUAAUCUAGAUGGCCUGAACACCCAGAUGCAGAAAUCCGUGACGCAGAUGAGAGAGGACUUUGUGAAGCACCUGUCACUGCGAUCCACUAGCGGUGCUAUCGACACACUCCGCAUAAAAGUGGAUGGUCAGGAGCACGAGCUCCAGGAACUGGCACAAAUCUCGCGAAAAAAUCCGAAAACCAUUAUCGUUAACAUGAUUGGUUUUCCACAAACGAUUCCUGAUGUUUUAAAAGCAAUUGAAAAGAGUGGCAUGAACCUAAAUCCCCAACAGGAUGGAACUACUUUGUUCAUACCCAUACCGAAGGUCACUAAGGAGCACAGGGAGAAUCUUUCCAAGAAUGCCAAAGCUCUGUUUGUCAAAUACCGCGAUGCAAUUCGAGGCGUUCAGAACGAACACAUCCGCAAGCUAAAGAAGCAGCCAGAAUUAGGCAAGGACGAUGCAUUUGCCGCCCAGGCCCAGGUUACCGCCAUUGCGGAUCGCUUCAUUUCGGAGGCGGACAAGUUGUUGGCCAGUAAGCAGAAGGAGCUGCUGGGCGACUAGAUCUAAGACCAAGACUGAUCAUGCUCCAAAAACCUUAAUAAAUCUUAAUACGUAAA
Molecule: messenger RNA, 883 nt
Organism: Drosophila eugracilis
Lineage: Eukaryota; Metazoa; Arthropoda; Insecta; Diptera; Drosophilidae
Gene: mRRF1
Product: ribosome-recycling factor, mitochondrial
Exons: 1
Coding region: 63-827 (254 amino acids)
Biological process (GO): translation
Cellular component (GO): mitochondrion
Molecular function (GO): ribosomal large subunit binding
Source: RefSeq, a predicted model, not a curated record